This is a messenger RNA of Anthonomus grandis grandis, 3021 nucleotides long. It is a transcript of the gene CngA, whose product is annotated as cyclic nucleotide-gated cation channel subunit A. Gene Ontology annotation, biological process: monoatomic cation transmembrane transport. Gene Ontology annotation, cellular component: plasma membrane; intracellular cyclic nucleotide activated cation channel complex. Gene Ontology annotation, molecular function: cGMP binding; intracellularly cAMP-activated cation channel activity; protein-containing complex binding. Bases 273 to 2480 code for a protein of 735 amino acids. The record is from RefSeq and is a predicted model, not a curated record. NCBI's taxonomy places the organism in Eukaryota, Metazoa, Arthropoda, Insecta, Coleoptera, Curculionidae. The transcript is spliced from 13 exons.
ACGAGAAGACGCCGCCGGUGUGUCAGUCAGAAAAGUGGCGUCCCGUGGGUCGUGUAAAUCCAGCAGUUCUCCCAGCAUCAGGCCGAUGGUCGUCGCGAGUUUUCGCGUAAAUUUGCGAUUUUUUUACGGUAACCAUUUAUCCUGAAUGGUGAUAUGGAUUUUAUUUUACUAGCUUUAAUACAGUAGUUACGUGAAGUUUUGUGUAGUUUUUAUGUAGUAGGAAAAAACGUUUACUAGAUAAACAGAAAGGAAUAUUGCCAUGCAUUGUGGCGAUGUGGAGUUAUGUUAUGGCUGCUUCACGAGGUAAUGUGAACCAAAGGGCAGGAUCAGUCUUCACAGUACAAUCAGGGAAUAAUUGCGGAGCUCCUGGCCCAUGCAGAGACGGUCUUAAUUUAUGCAGACUACAAUCGAGCGGUCGUUUUAAACCGCCACCACCAAAUCACGCAGAACAGAUUUUGCGCAGUUUUUCAAGAACCGAUUUCAACGCACUGUCACGUGAUGGGUCCCGGGAUGUACUGGCCGAAGUGCGCGUACAAACUCCGUUCGAUGACCGGUGCUUUUCAGAGACCACUUUGGAUAAUCCUUCGCAGGAUAACUCUCGGCAAAACCGUUUACUAUCAGCAGUAAGGGGUCGCUUAAGGCAAGUAGCAGCAUCUCUCCAAGCAGCGGUUAGGAUUCGUAGGUUUUCCCGUAGAGGGACCACUGCACCUGACUGGUUUGUAGAUAAGAGUCAUCAAGAAGAAAAUGGAGAGACGACCAUUAAUGUUACCCAUGGCUGUUGGGGGUAUAGGGUUGUGUUUGACCCUGCCUUGUCUAUUUAUUAUAAGUGGUUAAUGGUAGUAUCAUUAGCAGUACUAUACAACGUGAUCUUUGUCCUAGGACGAGCAGUGUUUUGGGAAUUAAACAACAGUGUUCCAGCUCUCUGGUGGACAUUGGACUACCUGUGUGAUGUGAUAUAUAUUUUAGAUACUCUUGUACAUGCGCAUGAAGGCUACUUGGAACAAGGUCUCCUAGUAACCGAUCCAGAAAAACUGCGAGCCCAUUACCUCCAGUCAAAAUCAUGGAAAACUGACUUGCUCGCGGUACUCCCCACAGACAUAACUUAUAUUUGGUGGGCUCCGUUUGACUGUUUAGCAAAAGUGCCAUGUAGUGUAAUAGUGCGAAUAAACAGAUUAUUUAAAUUGCCGAGAUUGUGGGAGUGGUUCGAACGGACAGAGACUGAUACGAACUAUCCUAACGUCUUUAGAAUUUGUAAAGUGGUCUUAGCAAUUUUGGUGCUGAUACAUUGGAACGCUUGCCUUUAUUUUGCUAUUAGUUAUGCAAUAGGUUUCGGAAGUGACAAUUGGGUGUAUAACCUGGAUGGACCAAAAAAUUCAACGCUAGCCCGCCAGUACAUCUACAGCUUCUACUGGUCCACACUCACGUUAACCACCAUAGGAGAAACGCCAGUACCUGAAAAUGAUGCCGAAUAUCUUUUUGUCGUCGCUGACUUUUUAGCUGGAGUACUUAUUUUUGCUACUAUUGUAGGAAACAUCGGGUCGAUGAUCUCCAAUAUGAACGUCGCAAGGGUCGACUUCCAAAAUCGUAUGGACGGAGUGAAACAGUACAUGGCUUUCAGGAAAGUUGGCAGAGAACUGGAAGCUAGGGUCAUCCGGUGGUUUGCCUACACAUGGCAAGAAAGCGGCGCUCUCGACGAAGAAAGGGUGCUUUCCGCCCUUCCGGACAAACUGAAAGCGGAAAUUGCUAUUAGGGUGCAUCUGGACACUCUGAGAAAAGUCCGGAUAUUUCAGGACUGCGAACCGGGACUUCUGGAGGCGCUUGUACUUAAGCUGCGAUUGCAGGUGUUUUCUCCGGGAGAUUAUAUCUGUCGGAAAGGUGAUGUUGGAAAAGAAAUGUAUAUAGUCAAAAGAGGAAGGUUACAAGUUGUAGCCGAUGAUGGUUACACUGUUUUGGCCACACUGGGAGCUGGCAGUGUUUUUGGCGAGGUCAGCGUCUUGGAUAUCGCCGGCAACCGGACUGGGAAUCGACGAACUGCCAACGUGAGGUCCCUUGGCUAUUCGGAUUUAUUUUGUUUGGCCAAAGACGAUCUCUUAGUGGCUUUGGCCGACUAUCCCGAGGCUAAAGCAACCCUAAUAGAACGCGGAUGCCAACUUCUACGUAAAGACGGUCUGUUAGACGAGGAUAUUUUCAAAAGAGCAAAGGAGACCCAGCACUCCAUGGAAGAUAGCAUAAAAAAAUUGGAGUCCACCAUGGAAAAUAUCCAGAGCAGGGUUGCUCGGCUAAUGGCUGAAUUCACUGCUAGCCAAGCUAAACUUAAACAAAGAUUAAGCAGAGUUGAAAGCAGAACUGACAAAGAAGGUGAUCCAUCAAAAGACAUAUCGGAUAACUUAAGAGUUCCAGCAACUGUACGGAAACGACUGAGAUCCUACGACAUGAGAAAAGAGGAUUUUUCUACUUACGCAAGGCAUAAAACUAUGUAAAUAAUACGGACAUCACUUGGAUUUUUUUAACGCAAAAUUAUGGGUGCUUUUUCAUGUUUAUUAUUUAUGCAAAAGAAAACCGUAAUAAUAAUCGUUGUUUUUAUAUGUUAGUAUAGGUGUUUAUAGGGGAAUAUUUUGCGCUUAUUGUUAAAAUAAGCCUAAAAAUAUGAUAUAAUAUACAUGUGUUUUUUUGUAAGUAAUUUUUGGUUGGUGCAAAAAAGAAAGAACGACUUUACCGCUAUUUUAGUAUCAUUUGGAAGCAAUUGACUAAUUGAUUGAUAAAACAAUCGGAAGAAACAGGGGGAAGGGAAGGCUACGUAAAUUUAAAUUUUAUAAUAUUAAUAGAAUUAAGUAAUACACAAAAUUAUUUGGAACAAAAAUUUAAAAUAUAGUUUAUACAUUACAGUUAGUUCAGUUCUAUUUAUCAAAGGUAAUUUGAUAAAUUUGCUUGAUGAAUAUUAUAAUGACUAAACUUAACUAAAAUAAUAAUUAAUGUUUAAACUGAUAAAGAAUAAUAUUUAAUUAUAAUAUUUAAAAAGGA